Gigantopelta aegis is the source of this 3933-nucleotide messenger RNA. RefSeq lists its product as uncharacterized. Gene Ontology annotation, cellular component: cytoplasm; membrane. The coding region runs from base 778 to 2967 and encodes 729 amino acids. Gene Ontology annotation, molecular function: scavenger receptor activity. Lineage: Eukaryota; Metazoa; Mollusca; Gastropoda; Neomphalida; Peltospiridae. The transcript has 9 exons. The record is from RefSeq and is a predicted model, not a curated record.
GACAGGGUUGUCUGUAGGUAUGAGGUGUUAAUGAACAGACGAAAACAUCAUCAUGAUUCGUCACCUGCCACGGAAGAUCUGAAAGGAACAGUCAAUGAAAACACGUUAACUCUGUCAAUCGAUUCUCCCGUACUGCCAUUAUUAACGAAAGGAGCCCAUUGGGUGAAUUAAAUAGCAGUUUCUUCGUGGACCUGACUGGCGAGUCGAACUGUCUGAGGCGAACUACACGAGUGCGGAGCGGCCACUAACGCGUGUUGUUCCGGAGGAACGAGUCGUAGUCAUUGUCAACUCCUCUUCUGGCCAGGCGAUAACAGAGUUCCGGCGACAUGGCUUUCGGCUGUCUGUGAGAGCAGCAACUACGCUGGGCAGUUGGCCCGUGUAACUCGGUCGGAAUAUGGGCCAUUUUGUAGUGGGAAUAGUAAUAAUGGAAAUAGAUCGUGUCAAGUAAAAUCGAUGCUUAAACAAACGGAAUGUGGAAAUGUCUUUUGGAAUGGGAAACGUCAAAUGUUUGGCAGAAAUACACGUCGUACACGAGAUGUGUUUGUCAUCUAGAAUACAGAUGUCUGGUAGAAAUGAAUGAAUCAAUGGACUUAAACUCGUCAGAAUGGAUGGGAACGAAAAUAGACACAAGGCUAUAGUAGUUGGUUGCCUUUUAGCAUUUUCAUAUCUUAUUUUUUCUUUAUCACUCUACAGUCAAAUGAACUGGGUUUUUUGAGUGGAUGACUGUCAAAUAUUUUGACUAACACUUUGAAAACUCUGGAAAAGUUAGUCUGACUGAUGAAUAGGCUAUACCAUCCGCCUGUGACCCCACGCCCGGCGAAUCUUGAUCGCGGAACCUGGGGUCGAAAAUAUACGGACGUUUCCGUGCGUGGUUCGGUAAUGUCCGUGAAGAUCUUAGUUCUUGGAAUAUUUUUCAUUGGAAUUUUUAUGUUAACAAUUGCCUUAAUAAUGGGCUUGGAAUUCCCGAAGUACGUCAGAAGGAAGAUUAUCGAGGACCAGUGCAUUAUUAAUGCAAAUCAUCCGAAAUAUGACACUUGGAGGCUGGGUGACUUGUGGACAAGGAAAAAUCGAAUCUAUUACCUGGUCAUUGAAAACGAAUCUGGUUUCUUAUUUAACGGCGAGGUACCAAAGAUAAAAGAAAGAGGCCCGUACGUGUACACUGAAGUGGAAGUGAAGGACCAUGUGGUGUUCAACGUACACGAGGUGUACUAUACAGUACGACGAAUUCACAGCUUCGACGUCGAGCUCACAGCGGCCGAGUGUGGAAACAACUGUACAGAAAAUGAACAGCUUACUUUGGUAAACCCCGAAUUUCUGAAACAAACAACCUAUGCUGGUGGAGAACAGCUAUUUGUAAUAAGCCAAAUGCCAGCUGUUGUAAGUAAGAGUUUGACAUUCAUGGGCAUUAAUGUUCACGGCCCCGACACUCGAACAAUUGAAGUGGUCGGCUGUCUCAAUUCUAUCUGUGAUAACCACUGGUCCUCUUCUAGUUCUCUCUCCAUGAACUCUGAUCUCAACUGGCUGUCCUUUGGGCUGUGGCUUCGUCUCAACGACACAGCUUACAAAACUGUGAUAUUAACAGACAGACAAGGUGCGUCUUUCUCACAAACUCAAAUGCUAGGAUUAUUCGAUGUGCUCUUGCAACGGCAACUACUUCACGGAGGACUAUUGUUCUCCGAGCAAGAGAGGUGUCAGAAAUGGAGUCAGUAUGUCGCUUGUGCUUCCACAGAUUCGUUCUCGUGGCAGUCUGCCUCUUUUACCGACUAUGAGACAAAGUGUGGGAUUGUUCCUCUCUUGCAGGAGUACCGAAAACGAGGCACAUCGUGUUUGGCAAAUCUCACCACCGUCUUAAACACGUUUCUAUGCAAGGAAGACACCAGGUGUUUUAACAUCACUGGUGAUUCGGAACUGUCAUCAGCAUACGUUCGGAGUAUUGCAGACUUUGUCCUGAACCAUCUGGGAGUGUUUGUGCACAAUAAGAUAUUUCUGAAGGACAGAGGUGGUCUAGUAACUACAAGAAAUCAAAGUGACUUUGCCUUAGGCUAUUAUAUUGAAAACGACAGUUUGACGCCUGUGUUUGUGCACGGGGUGUUGAGCGAUCACUGGACUGGUGCUAGUGGACUAGACAAUCCAGUAUGGAAGAUGGCUACCUGCCUAGAAAAUAGAAAUAUUGACAACAACAUGGCUGUCAGAGGAUUCAACGGUAGCCAGUUUGCACCACAGACUCUACUUCGAAAUCCUCAUUCCUACGCGUAUGUAUCCGGGCAUUCCAAUUACGCCAGCACGUGCGGCAAACUAAAGGCAUGUGCCGCGUGUCGCGUGCCUGACAUUCACCUACCAAUGUUCGUGCCCGAAUUGUGGCGAAGCGUUACUUUCAGUUCAGCCGGGGAAUCGGUUCUCUUCGGCACGACGCAGUACAGAUACUUUUUGUCAAAUGACACGUUUUUCUCUGACGGUGCUUAUUUGGUGGACAAUGGGCUGCAGAAUAUCACGGGCCUCUACGGUUACUUGUCUUGGAGAAGCAACCCGCUCUUUUAUGGUGCAUCGUCUCUUUACUUUGAUGGUCACUUCAACAACAGCGUCAGAACGCGUCACCUGUCCUUUGUCGACGUUGAAGCACAUACAGGUAGAAUGUGGCAGAAGAGGUUUCGAUUCCAGUUCAAUGUGGGAGUGACUGCCGCUAACACUGACGCCCCGAAGUCUCGCCCUUUGAACGUGACGUACUUGGGUCAACCUAUCCCCGUGUACUGGCUGGAGCGAAGCAUUGUCAUUACAAAUGACGAGGUGGACUAUUUUAACUACAAGGUUACUCGACUAAUGCGUGUCGCCUGUGGAGGUCUAGUCGGGAUGACAGUAGUGGCUUUCAUCGUUAUGAUUAUUAGCGUUGUCGUCUGCAUUUAUUCCACCAAGACUAACAGAGUGGAUCCAGUUCCAGAAGAACCGUCUCAGACUCAGAACCACAGAUAACUUCAGUACCAGUCAGAAAAUUAUUUACAUUCACCAGCACACACUCUCGUUCUGAACAAAGAACCGUCUCAGACUCAGAACCACAGAUAACUUCAGUACCAGUCAGAAAAGUCUUUACAUUCACCAGCACACACGCUCGUUCUGAACAAAGAACCGUCUCAGACUCAGAACCACAGAUAACUUCAGUACCAGUCAGAAAAGUCUUUACAUUCACCAGCACACACGCUCGUUCUGAACAAAGAACCGUCUCAGACUCAGAACCACAGAUAACUUCAGUACUAGUCAGAAAACAGUUCUCGCUUGACGCACAGACACCAACGUCUACUAAUCAAAUGCCGAAGCUGUAUCUAGAAUAGAAGACGUAAUAUCCGAUAGAGAAUUUGCAUACUAACUGGAAUAGAAUGCGUAUCCAUAAUAGAAUACAUUCAUAAGAAUACAUUCAUAAUGACCGGCACAUCGCACGUUAGCUGAAAUAGAAAGGGUAUAUAAUAACCGGAAUUUUAUGGUUAUAAUAAUCAUCAUUUGAUUGGUCUUGAUAGUACGUAAGGGAUAUAAUGAUGCAACUGAUAUACCUGGGAGACUUAAUAGCCACUGGUUAAUCAUGUUUAAGUAAUGUUUCGUCGUCUAUCAAUAAUGUAACCUAUUUCGGUGGCAAGUAGGCAGUAAAACAAAGUAAUUAAGGCAAAUUAAUAUAUACGAUCUUUUCCGACAAGACGAACAGGGCACCUUUAAACAAAAAUGGCACUUUUCCCUACAUGCCGCUAAGUACGGCCCUACUGGGCAAUAAUUUACACCUCUAAUGAUGAAAACAACAAACUCUUGCUAAAUACAUGAACAAACGCACGUUUUUGCGCUUAAAGUAUACGUGUCUGAACAUAUACAGCACACAUAAAUACAUACGCAUAUCUGUACGCGCAUGUGUAUGUCCGUCCGUCCGUUCGUCCUAGUGUCCAUACAUGCAUACAC